Messenger RNA from Eubalaena glacialis (North Atlantic right whale), 3284 nucleotides. It is a transcript of the gene REPIN1, whose product is annotated as replication initiator 1. Lineage: Eukaryota; Metazoa; Chordata; Mammalia; Artiodactyla; Balaenidae. Gene Ontology annotation, molecular function: RNA polymerase II cis-regulatory region sequence-specific DNA binding; DNA-binding transcription factor activity. The coding region runs from base 515 to 2215 and encodes 566 amino acids. The transcript is spliced from 2 exons. The record is from RefSeq and is a predicted model, not a curated record. Gene Ontology annotation, biological process: regulation of transcription by RNA polymerase II. Gene Ontology annotation, cellular component: nucleus.
GUGGGGACCGGAAAGGGCCCCCUCGGGGAGCGCGGAGCCGUGUGUCCGCGAACGUGGACGGGGGGAACGCGCGCGAAUACAGAAGGGGGAUGUGGGGUCUCCACGGCCCUUUGCCACCCAGCACGCGCCGGCGGAUUUUGACCGAGUCCUGGUCACACGAGCUCGCCUGCGCAGCCCCCUGGGAAACAGACCUGGAAUUCCUGCUGGGAGGAGGGUGGGGGGAGGGGAGCCAGCAGGGAUUCCAGAGUUCCUGCCAUAGGCCGGCCUUUUCGCCAUCGGCCUGGACAAUUCAUGCUGUGACGUUAGCAGUGGAGGAAGUGACCCCCAAACGCGGCCCUGUGCUUCCUUGGUGAAGGGGGCACGUUCAUUUAUUAAUCCAGUAUCCAUUAAGGUCACUCUGCCAGGCGGGGUGUGGGGGAGGGGUGGCUGGCGAGGACACAAAGAUGACUGCCCUAGGGGAGCUCCUAGCCUCACGCACGUUUUCUCUCCCCUCCGCACAGCAGAGGAAGAACCGAUGCUGGAACGUCGCUGCAGGGGCCCCGUGGCCAUGGGCCCCGCCCAGCCCCGACUCCUUUCUGGGCCCUCCCAGGAGUCGCCCCAGACCCUGGAGAAGGAGCCCCAAGGGCUGAGGUCACAAGGCACUGACGUGGCCCAGUCGGGCAGCCAGGCCCUAGGUCGGGCCCAUCGUUGUGCCCACUGUCGAAGGCACUUCCCGGGCUGGGUGGCCCUCUGGCUUCAUGCCCGGCGCUGCCAGGCCCGGCUGCCCCUGCCCUGUCCCGAGUGUGGCCGUCGCUUCCGCCACGCCCCUUUCCUGGCACUGCACUGCCAGGUCCAUGCUGCCGCCACCCCAGACCUGGGCUUUGCCUGCCACCUCUGCGGGCAGAGCUUCCGAGGCUGGGUGGCCCUGGCUCUGCACCUGCUGGCCCACUCGGCGGCAAAGCGGCCCAUCGCCUGUCCCGACUGCGAGAGACGCUUCUGGCGGAGAAAGCAGCUGCGGGCCCAUUUGCGGCGCUGCCACCCCCCGGCGCCCGAGGCCCGGCCCUUCAUAUGCGGCAACUGUGGCCGCAGCUUCGCCCAGUGGGACCAGCUGGUUGCUCACAAGCGGGUUCACGUGGCCGAAGCCCUGGAGGAAGCGGCGGCCAAGGCCCUCGGGCCUCGGCCUCGGGGCCGUCCGGCGGUGACCGCGCCCCGUCCCGGUGGAGACGCCGUCGACCGCCCCUUCCAGUGUACCUGCUGCGGGAAGCGCUUCCGCCACAAGCCCAACCUGAUCGCCCACCGCCGCGUGCACACAGGCGAGAGGCCCCACCAGUGCCCCGAGUGCGGGAAGCGCUUCACCAAUAAGCCCUACCUGACCUCGCACCGGCGCAUCCACACGGGCGAGAAGCCCUACCCGUGCACCGAGUGCGGCCGCCGCUUCCGCCACAAACCCAACCUUCUGUCGCACAGCAAGAUCCACAAGCGCUCCGAAGGGUCUGCCCAGGGUGCCCUCCGCUCGGGGAGCCCCCAGCUUCCCGCCGGCCCCCCGGAGCCCUCGUCAGAGCCCGCCCCGGAGUCCCCGCUGAAGCCGGCCCCGGAGCCUUUGGAGGCCCCAGGGGAGCCCCCCGGCCACCAGGCGGAGGCCCCGCCCUCUCUCUACAGCUGCGAGGACUGUGGGCGGAGCUUCCGGCUGGAGCGCUUCCUGCGGGCCCAUCAGCGGCAGCACACGGGCGAGCGGCCUUUCACCUGCGCCGAGUGCGGGAAGAACUUCGGCAAGAAGACCCACCUGGUGGCCCACUCCCGGGUCCACUCAGGCGAGCGGCCCUUUGCCUGCGAGGAGUGCGGGCGCCGCUUCUCCCAGGGGAGCCACCUGGCCGCCCACCGGCGCGACCACGCGCCGGAGCGGCCCUUCGUCUGCCCGGACUGCGGGAAAGCUUUCCGCCACAAGCCCUACCUGGCCGCCCACCGGCGCAUCCACACCGGCGAGAAGCCCUACGUCUGCCCCGACUGCGGCAAAGCCUUCAGCCAGAAGUCCAACCUGGUGUCGCAUCGGCGCAUCCACACGGGCGAGCGCCCCUACGCCUGCCCCGACUGCGACCGCAGCUUCAGUCAGAAGUCCAACCUCAUCACCCACCGCAAGAGCCACAUCCGGGACGGCGCCUUCUGCUGCGCCAUCUGUGGCCAGACCUUUGACGACGAGGAGAAGCUCCUGGCCCAUCAGAAGAAGCAUGAUGUCUGAGGGGGCGGGGGCGGCGGGGGCCGAGGGAGGUCGGGCCUGGGCGUCGUCCACACUGUGCCCUGUGCUACUGCUUGUAGGCAGGGAGGGAAGAGGAGGGGUGAGCCUGCCCCGUUAGAGGGGGGGGGUCCUCUACCCCUGCAGUCAGGGAGUCCGCUUGCAGAGCAGGGACCCCGGCCUCCAGCUGGUGUUUGCUGAGGUUCGGUCCUGACUGCCCUGCGCCCUGGAAAAGUAGCAAUAGCAGCUCCACCCACCCCUUAGAGCCCUCCGGCCGGAGGGGCCGCCAGUGGAGAGGAAGACCCCUCUCCUCUGGUGUUAACGCCUUAAUGUCUCUGUCUCUUGCUGUGAGUUCCUUCAGCUCGUUUUCUGGAAGUAGGUGUGGUUCAGUCCUUAGUGAAUGAGCGCCCGGGAGGAAAAGUGGACCAGAUGGAUACACCUGGGAGAACCUGCCGGCCUCGGGCGGCACCUGGGCCUUUUCCAGUACUGGGAGGCGAAGCCGAGCUGCUCCAGCCUGCCUCACCGCAUCCCCUCCGUCCUGCCCCUGCACAGGCACCCAGAUUUGGAGAGACCCAUCUACUGUUAGUUCUUGGCUCCCCUUCCUCCCAGAAGAUCCAGUCCCCCGCCCUGGGCAUUUCCCCAUCUGUCUGACUUGCUUUACCCACCAGCCUCCCAGUGCUUAGGGCAUCCCCUGGCUGUCAGCCACCCUGCGUCAGGGCUUUUGUCUGAACACCGCAGCCUGCCUUCACUCCCUUCAGAACUCAGCAUGUAGUGGGGAGGACUGUCCCAUUGAUAACGGAGGGCCAGCUGAUGGGAAAUGGGGGUGAGUUUCCCCUUCAGCAUUUCUAGCGUCUGGAUGCCCAGCCUCUGCUUGAAUACUUAGGUGACAGGGAGUUUCCCCUCACCCCCCAGGCCCUGGUUCUAUUGUAGGAUAAUUCUGAUUGUUAGAAAUUCUUCCUUAUAAUGAAUGAAGUCUGCUUCCCUGUAAUUUCUACUGUUGGGCCUUGUUCUCUGGAACUAAACACAACCACUUACCCUCCUUUUCAAACUAGAGAAUAAAGAUCUGGUUUUAGAA